CCAUUGAUGAUGAUCUGCAAGUUGCUGAGACUAAGAAGGCAGGAGCACUUGUCGCCGGUGGGGGUAUUGCCGCAGCUAAAGCGGCAAAAGGAGGUGCCGGCGCAGCAGCAGCCAAGGGUGGCGCCUUCGGUGCCGGAUUUGCCAAAGGAGCAAAGAAGGGUGGAUUUGCAGCAGGAGCAGCUGCUGGAGCAGCUGGCUUUAAGAAAGGCGGAAAAGUAGCAGGUGGUGCGGCUGCCGCUAAAGGAUUCAAAAAAGGCUUCAAAGGAGCCAAGUUUGGCAAGGUUUCAGCAGCAGGGUUUGACAAAAAGUUUGGACUUGUGAAAAUGUUUGGACAUGCUAAGGGAUUCAAGUUUUCAAAGGCUGGAGGUGCUUUUGCUGCUGGUGGCGCUGCUGGUGGAGCUGCCAAAAAGGGCGCUUUCAUGAAAGCAGGAGGUGCUGCCGGUUUCAAGAAGGGAAAGAAGGCAGGCAAGGCAGGAUUUGCAGCAGCUGGUGGUGCAAAGGGAGGCAAAUUCGGCAAGGGUUUUGCUGCGGCAAAGGGUUUCAAAGCAGGCGCUGCAGGUGCAGCGAUGAAGAAGGGAGCGAUGAAGAAAGCUGGCGGUGGAUUUCUCGGUUAA
Messenger RNA from Rhagoletis zephyria (snowberry fruit fly), 614 nucleotides. Its product is annotated as glycine-rich cell wall structural protein-like. NCBI's taxonomy places the organism in Eukaryota, Metazoa, Arthropoda, Insecta, Diptera, Tephritidae. The record is from RefSeq and is a predicted model, not a curated record.